Molecule: messenger RNA, 765 nt
Organism: Echinostoma caproni
Lineage: Eukaryota; Metazoa; Platyhelminthes; Trematoda; Plagiorchiida; Echinostomatidae
Source: the annotation of a GenBank genome assembly
AUGUCCCGACGGCACCACAGAUACCUGGAGUUGGUAAAUGCCGAUCAAGCCUUCUGUCCUUCGGCUAAUGGUUUAGCUGAAGGACUAUCGGAGAGUUCCGCUUCGAAGGUCGAUUUGCAAUUAUUGCUGAUAUGGAAUGUUCGAAAUGGGGUGGGCCUACGUCGGCGACUAACCUGUUUCCCGCUUGCGUGGCUUGUACGUCGAAGUGUGAUUGCACUCGGUCUACCGGAAGCGAUUCACACAGUCUGUCGUUUGCUACUCAAACGAUUGCGAGUGCUCCUAUCCCAUGCUGCUGAUUUGCCAACCGGACCAUUGCUGGUCACUUCCAUACCUUGGUCUCGAGUACUUCGAAUUGAAGUGACUGCCAUGGCUGUGGUCGUGAUUGCUCUAAGAUUGCUAUUCAAAUUUGACGAUCUAACCGAGUAUCGUCUCGCUUGUGUUGCCGAAGCACUUGCAGAACCCGUGGGUGAUUCUGGCACGUCUCCGUCACACGAUCCCCGUCCUUUGCCAUUUGACUGGACCGCCUGGGCAGCCUACGCGGAACGCCGAUUUCGUCAGUCUUCGUCUGGUGUGCCGGAUACACGCACCGAUUUGAUCGCAUGUGAACCGGAAACCCUGUUGCGAUGCAAUACAGUGCGCGGGUCGGAUUUGUCUUUGGUGGAUUCGGUGAAAGAUUUUCUCGGUCCAUACGAAUUUCAAUUGGGUAAAUCCAUCGGCUGGGGCGAGUCGGUGAUGUAUGCGCGUAAACAUGGUCAAGUGAGUUAA